AUAAAAAAUAUAUAAAAGAGACAUGGCAGAUACAACAAUGCACAGUCUAACAAGAAGAUAUAAUCGAAUUCAAACUGUCGUGAGUCAUACAUCAGAAGUUACACCAUGUGGAAAGUUUUACUUUUAGCCAUUAUGGCUUGCCUAAUUCUAGCUGAUACAGGUUCAGCUACUAAAAGCAAGGAUUCCGGGGAUUCUACUGAAGCCAAAGGAGGAAAAGAUUUACAAGCGAGAGCUGCAGAAGCAUAUAAAAAACUUGUGGAAUCUGGCAAAUUUGGCAAAGGAGGGAAAGAAUUACAAGCGAAAGCUGUAGCAGGAUAUAAAAAGCUAAAGGAAUCUGGCAAACUUGCCAAAGGAGGAAAAGAAUUACAAGCGAAAGCUGUAGAAAGAUAUAGAAAACUGAAGGAAUCUGGCAAACUUGCCAAAGGAGGAAAAGAAUUUCAAGCGAAAGCUGCAGCAGGAUAUAAAAAACUGAAGGAAUCUGGCAGACUUGCCAAAGGAAGAAAAGAUUUACAAGCGAAAGCUGCAGCAGGAUAUAAAAAACUUAAGGAAUCUGGCAAACUUGCCAGCGGAGGAAAAGCAUUACGAGCGAAAGCUGUAACAGGAUAUAAAAAACUGAAGGCAUCUGGCAAACUUGGCAAAGGAGGAAAAGAUUUACGAGAGAAAGCUAAACAACUUAUGAAAUCUGGGAAACUUCGAAAUCUCGCCAAACGAGCAAAAGAUGCUUCUAAAAAACGAAAAGGAGGCGAAGGGGGAAAAGGUCAUUAAAAUGCCACUUUUACCUAUUAACUUUGCGCCUUAAUGUGUGGAGUGAAUAAAAUUUCAAGCUCCAGAUAGUGCGUCUACCAACGUAUCAACAUAGAUAUAUACGUGCAUCAAGCGCAUUUGGCCAAACGUCCAGGAUAAUUAUGUAUGGAACUACAUUUUAAAAAUAUAUGAGCAGAAUACAGUA
Cydia pomonella (codling moth) is the source of this 949-nucleotide messenger RNA. RefSeq lists its product as uncharacterized. NCBI's taxonomy places the organism in Eukaryota, Metazoa, Arthropoda, Insecta, Lepidoptera, Tortricidae. The record is from RefSeq and is a predicted model, not a curated record. The transcript has 11 exons. The coding region runs from base 106 to 765 and encodes 219 amino acids.